Messenger RNA from Chanos chanos (milkfish), 1008 nucleotides. It is a transcript of the gene rrh, whose product is annotated as retinal pigment epithelium-derived rhodopsin homolog. Gene Ontology annotation, biological process: G protein-coupled receptor signaling pathway; visual perception. Gene Ontology annotation, cellular component: membrane. The transcript is spliced from 7 exons. Gene Ontology annotation, molecular function: G protein-coupled receptor activity. The record is from RefSeq and is a predicted model, not a curated record. Bases 1 to 1008 code for a protein of 335 amino acids. Lineage: Eukaryota; Metazoa; Chordata; Actinopteri; Gonorynchiformes; Chanidae.
AUGGAGUCUGAGUUGCUGAAUUCUUCAGCUGACAGUGUUCAUUAUGGAGGAAAAAGUGCCUUCUCUCAGAUGGAACACAAUAUCGUCGCUGGAUACCUCAUCACUGCAUGUGUGAUUAGUUUAUCCAGUAACAUCGUGGUGCUGCUGAUGUUUGUGAAGUUUAGAGAGCUACGCACUGCCACUAACGCCAUCAUCAUUAAUCUGGCCUUCACUGAUGUGGGUGUGGCUGGCAUUGGUUACCCCAUGUCUGCAGCAUCAGACCUCCACGGCAGCUGGAAAUUUGGCUACACAGGCUGUCAGAUCUAUGCAGCUCUGAAUAUUUUCUUUGGCAUGGCCAGUAUUGGGCUACUCACUGUUGUUGCCAUCGACAGAUACCUUACCAUCUGCAGACCUGACAUUGGACAAAAGAUGACCGCACGCUCAUAUACACUCCUGAUCGUAACAGCAUGGUUGAAUGCUGUAUUCUGGUCCUGCAUGCCCAUAUUAGGCUGGGCCGGCUACGCUCCUGACCCCACUGGAGCCACCUGCACCAUUAACUGGAGGAACAAUGAUGCGUCUUUCAUUUCCUAUACAAUGGCUGUGAUAGCUGUUAAUUUCAUCAUGCCGCUCUCCGUCAUGUUCUACUGUUACUACAAUGUCUCUAUGACUAUGAAGAGAUACAAGGCCAAUAACGGCUUGGACAGCAUCAACAUGGAUUGGUCUGAUCAGAUGGAUGUGACCAAGAUGUCUGUUGUGAUGAUUCUGAUGUUUUUGCUGGCCUGGUCUCCAUACUCCUUGGUGUGUUUGUGGGCGUCGUUCAGUGAUCCCAAAAAGAUUCCUGCCCCCAUGGCGAUCAUUGCACCUCUCUUUGCCAAGUCCUCCACUUUCUACAACCCCUGCAUCUAUGUCAUCGCCAACAAGAAAUUCAGGAGAGCCAUCAUCGGCAUGCUACGGUGUCAAACCCGACAACGAAUCACCAUCAACAACCAGGUCCCUAUGACAAUUUCCCAGCUGCCUCUGAACCAGUAG